Castor canadensis (American beaver) is the source of this 4945-nucleotide messenger RNA. Lineage: Eukaryota; Metazoa; Chordata; Mammalia; Rodentia; Castoridae. The record is from RefSeq and is a predicted model, not a curated record.
AAUGUAGAUAGCAGAAAAAUGCCAACCAUUGCCCUCCUCCUUGUGACCAAACAGGCAUAGUGACUGUUGGUUGAACAAGAAGUUGUAUGAGCUGGGCAUAGUGGUAUACGCCUGUAGUCCUAGCACUUGGGAGAUGGAGGCAAGGAGGAUGGCAAGUUCAGGCCAACCUGGGCUACAUAGUGAGACCCUCUCUGAAAAAGAAAAGAAAAGAAAAGAAAAAAAUAAAUACAUCAAUCAAUCAAUCAAUAAAAAGAGGUUGUGGGGACAUUGAAAUGAACACACAGGGACCAAGGCCACCCAGAGCUGGAAGGAAGUGAAGGUGACAGAGGGAGAGUCUGAUUUUCAUGAAGCCCAACCAUAUCACUCCUUGCUGUGCCCUGCACCUCCAAGGCAGGCCCAAGACCUUUGAGCCAACCUACAUGGUGGAGUGCGGGGAAGAGACAGAAGGUGCCAUCUGUUCUCCCUAGCACUUCUCUGCUCCAUCCAGCUGCCUGACCUGGCUGCUUGUCCAGUUGGUCCCUGACUCCAGAAAGGGCUUCUCAGGCCACUCUCUGGACACCAUGUUCCUGGGACAGCCAGGGAUGCAGGAAGAAGGUAGGGGAUUGCUGGGUGGCGCAUGACUCUCCCUGGAGCCAGGGAGUCCCUGCAGAGUCCCUUCCUGAAAAUCAUUGACAUAUGGAGCCCUGGCCUGCCUCAUUCUUUCCUCAAAGCCUGGAAGUACUGUCAGGUAACAGCAGGAGGACGGAAGUUAGACAAGGGGAACCAUGUCCUCAGUGAUGAUUCAGUGUAGAGGAGGGAUUGCUAAGGCAUGCCGACACACACAAGAGAUGGCCCAUGAGAGUGCUUCCAGAGCCAGUGGGUGGCAGCAAGAGACUGAGAUGUGAGGGCAGGAAGAACUUCCUGAGGGGCAUGAGGUGGUUGCCUAUAACAGAGUAUAGAUCUCUGUCUCCAGGAGAAAUCUUCAGCCAGAGGAUGGAGGUCAUGGAGAUGGGAAGGGUCUGCAUAAGAAGAGAAGAGGGUGAACACCCCCCACCCAGGAAGCCUGAAAAGAGGGCCAGUAGCCUGAGUCUGAUGAGUAAGGAGCCAAAUGUCCCCUUUGGAAAACAGAAUAGUGCCGUGCAAUGCAGUUUUUGGCAGUAUAGCAGUUAAUAUGUGGGCAUAGGUAAUGGAGCUUGCCCUUAGCUAAAGGGAGCUUCUGAGCAGUCAUGGCAAGGGAAUAAUAAACUUGAUAAAUCAACUGGACAGGCUUGGGAAAUGGGACUGGAGUUUGGAGGUGACUAGAAGGCAGGGCAAAGCCCUAGGCUUUGCAUCAGCAUGCUUGACCUGAGUCUUACUGGGCACUUACUCCCUGCCAAACAGUUUCGCAUCUCUGAGCCUCAGCUUCCUCAUCUGUAAAAUGGGGACCCAUACUGCUUCUUGGGGUCAGAUGCCAUUGCUAGGUGUGGAAAAUGCAGAACUCUAUCAAUAGCAGCUUCAGGGCAACAGUACCUCUAGAUCAAAAGCAAUGUGCUUGUGGUGGAGGUUUCGGAGAUGUGGCAAUGAGCCAUGAGGAUGACAAAAGCAAAUACAGCUGAGGACUUGCAGAGGUCCGGGGGUACUCUGUGCACUUGCACUUUCGUGGGUACCUAUGUAGUCCUCACCACAAUCCUCACAAAAUGGAUUUCAAGAGUCAUCUCCACUUCCUGGAUGAGAAAUGGGUUCAGGGAAGUGGAGAAAUUUGGCUGAGGUCACUUAGGGAGUAGUACUGGAGCUGGGAUUCAAACCCAGGCUGUGAAAUCUGGAGGAUGCAUCUGGAAUGGAUAGGAGGAAGGCUGUGCUGUGGGCAGCUAUGAGGCUUCGAAGAUUUCUAUGCUCACGUGCAAGUCCAUGGGAAAGUAGGGAUAAGGAUCACAUGUAGAAGUGGCUUGCCAGCUGGUGUUGCUGGGAACCCUUGUCUCCUUUCUCUCAGGGGAAGAAGACAGCCUGAAAAUGCUUCAAGAAAAUGCAGGGUUAAGUAAGAGUUACAGAGCAAAUCAAAUGACAGUGAGUCACUCCUGUCACUAAUAGAGUCUUUGUGACACUGUAGGGAAGGGGCCAGAUGACAUUGUGUGUAUGUGUGGGGGGGGUUAAUAAUGGCCAUCAACAUCCCACCCAACCUACCUCCGCCUGUCAGCAAGGUGUGGACCUCAAACCUUGCCUGUGGAGAACCCCACUCCCUCCCCGAGGGAGCCAGUUAGCCCUUACACUGAGCAGAAUAACAAACAGAAGGACUGGCCACUCCUGCCAGGCUCUGGUUCUUGCCAGACAUCGGCUAGAGCCUCAGCUACACCAACUCUUUGCCUCCUCCAGUCCCUUGGACAGAGUGACACUGGUCACACCAGUGGUCCUAAGCAUGUACUUCCUGUGCCUCCUUUUGUCUCUUCCCUGCCCCACAGAGUGCUUCCUGCUGUGAGCCCCAAUUUACCCUUUGGACUCAGCAGCCUAGUAGCCUUUAGGGCACAACCAGCCCUGAAACCCAAGCCUGCCCCCCAUCCAUAGAUCAGCUCCAGGUUCAGGACAGUCUGCCCUCUCCCUUGGUAUAUAGGUAGCCAACCUCCAGGUGGCCAUGGCCUGGUUCACAUCCUUGUUCCCCCUGCAGCUGUGGGUACUGGAGCACACUCUUCACAUUCAGACUUACACAUACUCCCUCUGCUGAGCAUCUUCCUCCUGCUCCCACACACUGCCUGUAGGUACCAUGCUCCUCCUCCCUCCCUUCUCCCCUUUUCUUCUUCUUUCCCUUCCUCCUCCCUACCUGCUACCUGCCCCUCUCUUUCAGCCUGCAUUCCACCUUCUGGAGGCGGGUCUUGGGGCUUCCAAAUUGUGUUGUGCAGUUGGAAGCUCCAGAUCUCACUAAGGAGGGCAAUGCUCAGACUCCAGGCCUUCCUAAGGCUUUGGCUGAGGCAGUCCCUACUGCUGCUCUGCCUGGACAUGUCCUCUGCUUUCAGACCCAGCUCAUUCCCGGCCCUGGGAGGAUGUCUGUCUCUGGAAGACUCAGGUACGUCCAAAGUCUGCUGGACAUCAUGGAAUUCCUGGACAAGGACCCUGAGGACCAACGUACACUGAACCAGUUCACCGAGGCCCUGGUCACCAUCCGGAACCGGCACAAUGAUGUGGUGCCCACCAUGGCACAGGGUGUGCUGGAGUACAAGGACACCUACGGUGAUGACCCUGUCUCUAACCAGAACAUUCAGUACUUCCUGGACCGCUUCUACCUCAGUCGCAUCUCUAUCCGCAUGCUUAUCAACCAGCACACCCUCAUCUUUGACGGCAGUACCAACCCAGCCCACCCCAAACACAUUGGCAGCAUUGACCCCAACUGCAACGUGUCUGAUGUGGUGAAAGAUGCCUACGACAUGGCCAAGCUCCUGUGUGACAAGUAUUACAUGGCCUCACCUGAGCUGGAGAUACAGGAGGUCAACGCUGCCAAUUCCACCCAGUCCAUUCACAUGGUCUACGUCCCCUCCCACCUCUACCACAUGCUCUUCGAACUCUUCAAGAAUGCCAUGCGGGCCACGGUGGAAAGCCACGAGUCCAGCCUCACUCUCCCCCCUAUCAAGAUUAUGGUGGCCUUGGGCGAGGAAGACCUGUCCAUCAAAAUGAGUGACCGAGGUGGGGGUGUACCUUUGAGGAAGAUUGAGCGACUCUUCAGCUACAUGUACUCCACAGCUCCCACCCCACAGCCUGGCACUGGGGGUACCCCGCUGGCUGGCUUUGGGUAUGGGCUCCCCAUUUCCCGCCUCUACGCCAAGUACUUCCAGGGGGACCUGCAGCUCUUCUCCAUGGAAGGCUUUGGAACAGACGCUGUCAUCUAUCUCAAGGCCCUGUCCACGGACUCAGUAGAGCGAUUGCCUGUCUACAACAAGUCUGCCUGGCGCCACUACCAGACCAUCCAGGAGGCUGGUGACUGGUGUGUGCCCAGCACGGAGCCCAAGAACACGUCCACAUACCGGAUCAGCUAGGGGCCACCUCUUCCUCAUGCCCAAGAGGAUGACUGCUGUCUGUGGGUCUGGCCACCAAGGUGACCCUCCCCAUCCCCCAGGGAGUAGGGGCAGGGGUGGUUCUGCCUGAUGACUAGCCUUGUCUGUAUGGAAAUCACCAUGGUGACCAGUCUGUGGUGGUCCCUAAGUGCCAGUCUGUCUCUGUGAAGAUAUCUAGAUGGUCUCCCUAGGACCGUCUCUGUGGUGAUGCCUGGGUGCUGGGAUCACUCCACCAUGGGGUGCCCCAAAGACACUUCCCUAUGGCAGUCUUCUCAGACCAGCACCGUCACUUUUCUGCCAGGAGUCCUGGGUCCCCCUCACUGCCCACACAGCCCUGGCCUUCCACGUGGUUGUCCUGCUUGCCUUAUGCUCCCACCCCUACAGGCACACUGGCCUUGAUCCUGUGUCAGUGUUAGGAAGAGCUGGGUGCCCUCAGAUCUGGGAAGUGCGUGAGGAAGAGGUGCCUCCACUCUGGGCAUUAAGGUUGGCAGAGGUGGUUCUCACCCAAGGCCCACCUCUAAAGUGGAGGAACCUGGGAAGACUCUCAAGGACCUUCAGGUGACUCUGGCAAUGUUUGUGCCAUUUCCUAAGCCUUUCUCAGCAUGUCCUCACAAGCACACCUGCCCUUGGACACCCACUUGGUUCUGCCUGAGCUAUAGACCCCAACCCCACUGUGCCCGAUUUGUGUGUGGGGGUGGCUUUCUCCUUAGAAUGCUCUGUACAUAGCCAGUUUUAUAAUCCUGAAUGCCCACCCUCCCCCUUUGGCACACAGGGGGUUACUGUUGUGUGCUCCUCUCAGCAGCUCUGAUGGUGACAGUGACAUCCACAGUAAAGAGGAGAUGGAGUGAGACUGCUGGCUGUAUUGCUGGGGGAGGGGAUCUACACACACAAAUGCAGUACCCUGUGAGCAGCACUCGCUGGGCUCAGGACGUCCACACUGCUCAGAACAU